AUGGACCCAGACGACUCAGUCGACCUCUUCCUCAACCAGUCGUUCAAGCUCCACAAAACGAACCAGCUCCUCCCGCUGCUCUCUCCCCAUCAGCUCGAGUACCUCAAAGUCAACCUUGCACAACACCUCUACGACGACUACUGUGCUAGUAUACGCCACCAGGAGCUCAUUCCACGCUACCACUCCAUCCAGGAUGUGUACAACCACCUUAAAGUGUCACAGGGCCUGCAGAAUGCCCAGUACCAGAUACAAUAUGUGGUGAUACGAUGUGGGACACUUCUCCCCAAACAGAUUCUUAUCUUCAUCAACAGUGGCCAGAACAGUGCCAGCUACAACACAGUGGUGCUCAAACGUAUCACAAGCUACAAUGACGCGUAUUUGUUGUCAUUGUUGGAGAAUAUGGUGGGUUUGGAGGUGCCUAUGGUGAUUCGUGAGUACCGGCUCCAAGACAGGCACAUCUUGGACAUCACCAACCAGCUCUUGACUGGACUCGUGGCACGCCACGAGCAGCGUGUUCCUGGGCGUACCUCAGGUGUUUUGGAGCUGGCAGUUGGAGAUAUCGAGAUCACCUACGGGAUCUCAGACAAGGCCAUCAACAAGAACCUCCGCGACAUCACCGUGACGGUGCCCAGCACCGAUCUCGACAAGUUCCAGGACGGUCCCGUGGUUUCUGAGAUCCAUGCGUUCAUUCUCCGGACAACCACCUUGAAUCUCGAAAAUUUGGGCAUCGUGAAGUUUGGCUCUGCAUUGAUCUCGUUGACGGUGGAUGGACGUGUCAGGAUUGGAGGCGACAGAUUGCCGGACAACAUCAAGCGUGAAAGUGUGUGGGGGGUGAUGGAGAGCUUCAUGGCACCGAUUUCGGGCUCAGAAACGGCUUCGUGA
Messenger RNA from Suhomyces tanzawaensis NRRL Y-17324, 882 nucleotides. RefSeq lists its product as uncharacterized. Bases 1 to 882 code for a protein of 293 amino acids. The record is from RefSeq and is a predicted model, not a curated record. NCBI's taxonomy places the organism in Eukaryota, Fungi, Ascomycota, Pichiomycetes, Serinales, Debaryomycetaceae. The transcript has a single exon.